AUGAUAUUUUUAGUACGACCUAAAGUUAUAAAAAUAGCAAAGGCUCGUUUGAAAGGAGCUUUGAAAAGUUACAUGCUGAGACCAGUCAUUCGAUCUGUCGAAAUGGACGAACCGUUGGAAUAUCUGACCGAAAUGAGACAAGUGGUGAUACUCUUUAUCAAUGUAAUCACCUCGAACGUAGACAAACGAACAUUAAUUUUCUUAGUGAACACUGCUUAUAAACUAGUGUGCAAGAUUGUCGGUGGAAUGCACGGAUGUGUGAACAAAACGUCCCUCUUCGACAAAGAUCUGAUGUUUCUCUGCGUGUUCGGUUUACGUGGCGAUAAGCAUGAACUGGAGUCACAAAUCGGUUUAAAAUGCGCGUCGAAGUUACGAUCGAAUCUCACUGCGAUUGAAAAUAUCAAAUCCGUAACGGUGGGCGUGACCACGGGGAUGACAUAUUGUGGAGUUGUAGGUCAUAUCUUACGAAGGGAGUACACCGUGAUUGGAAUGUCAGUGAACAAGGCUGCGAGGCUUAUGGUAGCUUAUAAGAACAAGGUGGUCUGUGAUCGAGAGAGUUUCCUUCAUUCUCACUUGGAGGCAAGGCACUUCAUUUUACAAGAACCAAGAUAUUUAAAGGGAAUCACGAACGUUGGACCGAUAUAUGAAUUUCAGGAACAACCAAAGUAUACUGUGUCGAACUUAGUUUGGAUUAAGUAUCCUCUGCUUGGUCGACACAACGAACUUCAAAUUUUUAAGAAGAUGCUAAUGAAAUUAUUAGAGUACUCCAACGCAAGCAAGGAAAGUCGUAGUUCUCGACCAAAAUAUAACACACUUCUUAUAAAAGGCGAACCACGGGUAGGGAAAACGAGGUUAUUAGAUGAAUUUACGCAAAACAUUCCAGUAGGAACGCACUGUAAUUAUAUCUCUUUACAAGCGGAGCACAAUGAGACCCCGUACAACCUGAUAUAUUUAUUAUUUUCAAUGCCUCUUGGUUUCACUCACACGUCCACACGAAAAGAACGCGAAGACAAAUUGCUUUUACGACUGGGCAAGCUGAAGCAUCCGUACUUUUUGUGUAUUUUUAAUCAACUCUUCAACGUGCAUUUCUCUAUCACACAACAUUAUAAUGUACUAACUGAUGCGGAGAAACAAAAGCUUUUAAGAAAGUUCCUACUGAAAUUGAUGAAAAACUGCUUUCAAGAAUUGUGGGUGGUCAUAAUUGACGAUGCAGAAUACUGCGAUCCGGAGUCCUUGGACAUUUUUGAUGUUUUUACGAAGAAGGAUAAGAUAUUUUUUGUAUUGAGCAUUGGUCGAAAAUUGAGGACGGAUUUCCCAGUAUAUUUCAAUCUUUUGCAUAGAGGAAAGACGAAUACAAGAGAAAAGCUUCGGAAAUCCUGGCUGGAUCGAGAGUUAUUUAGUGAGCCUUCUCCAAAUCGGUGUUUUAGAAAUAAUACAUAUAACGAAAAAGGAAGCAAGAAUAAAGGGCUAUGUGCUCCCUCCUACAUAUAUGUUAAAAAGGUUUACUGAACAAAAAAGCAUAUUUAUACAAACAAACGACAGUGCAAUAUCAUUAUUAGAGAAAAGUAUAAGCAAACCACACUUGAUCAACAACGAAGAGACCAUGAUCGCGGUUUGUAACAUUUCCGAGAGUUUCGUAUUCGAGGACAUGGAACCCGAAAUUACAAUGGAUGUUAUGAUAUUGAAGCUAUUCGAUUCGCUGACACCACUUGAUCAGCUUCUCUUGAAAUGUGCUUCUGUCAUCGGAGAAACAGUAAACAGACACAUGCUAGAAAGUUUAAUGUCCGGCACCUCUAAAAGAGAAAUCGCACUUGAGCUGUGCAAUUUGUCAGCUGUUACGAAACUCUUUGAAAUACGAGUCUUUGGCUGUGCAGUCGGGGACUUCACCAAAAAUACAGGCCCUAUAAUACUUAUCAGAAACAUUCAAAAUCACACUUCAGAAAUGGACCUCUUCUGCAAGUGUAUUGGCCUCCAUAUUCCAGAUUGCUUACGGAAAAUCAGAAGAUAGAAUUGCACAACCAGGCAUUGAAAUAUUUGCAACAGUAUACAAGACGUUGCGUUUCUUGCGGGGAAGGUCAAUUUGCCAAAUUAUUGGGAAGAGUGUCGAAGAAAGAAGAAAGAAAGAAAAAACUGACAGACAUAAAUGAAAAUAAGGAGAAAGUGUCAAAGGAAGAAAAGCCAAAGAGAAAACGAAUAGACAUAGAAGAAAUUCUCGACGUGGAAUAUAAGGAUGUAGGUGUCACUGAGAAAAAGAGGAAAAGUAAAUUGAAAGUUUCUUGCCUGAAUUUAUUUCGAAGUGUCGAGAAGAAGCCGACGCUGACAUUUUCAAACGUGGAUUUUUCAAACUGCCUGUGCGAUCUAAUAUUGAUGACAGUCUAUAUUCAAAUACUCGAUCACUGUCGUGGUAUUGGAAAAAUUGAAAUGACGCUAACUGCUCUUCUAGAGUUUGCAGAGAUUUGCUUGCUUACUUGUAACAUACCGCAAGCUCGAAAGCUUCUAUCCGAGAGCGAAACUGUUGUAAAAAAGCUAUUCGAGUCGGACGAAGACGAAAUUGUUCUUUUGCCUUAUCUCACUGCGAAGAUACAAACCCUUCAGGGGCAAUGUUUUCUCGAAAGCGGCUCAAUUUUUGAAGCUGAAGAAACACUUGAAAUGGCAUUGAACAGCUUAGGAUACAAAUUUCCAAAGCUAGAAAUGAUGAUUGAUCUGAAUUCGAUCGCGCAAUUAGUGAACUUGAAAUUAAAAUUGAUUUGUUUCAAUGAUACAGAACUUGAAACCAGUCUCGAAGGGGAUGACGUGGAUUAUAAAAAACAAUUAUCAGAAUGCUUGGCACAAAUGUUCGAACUCUUCAGGUUUAAAGGGAUGAAGAAACACGCUCGUUUAGCAGCAAUUUGGGGUUUAAACGCAGCUUUAGAUUCUAAGAAAGAUUUGCAUGUUCUCUGCACAGCAUACACCAACAUCAUAAUCACAGCACACAUGUAUCAAGAGAGAUACUUCAUUCCUUACCUGGAACAGAGGGGUAUCGAUAUUUGCAACGAAAACAAAGAAGCACUUGAAUCGCAAGAAUUGAAUGUGAUCGCUCAAUUUUACGCAGGAAUAUUCUUUUCUCGCUGGCUAAAGGGACAGAUCUCGAAAGCUAUCCAGAUUGGUUUCAUUUGUUGCAGAAUGGCCAAUACAAUCGGAUCCACGUUUUUAAAGCUGCUGAUACUACCACGAUUAGCUCACUUGCUAAUGAUCUCUUGCCGACAUUCAGAAGUGGUUACUCAAUUAAGGGAAUUGGAGUUUGUAUCUCAUCAACAUUUCGACAAAUCUGGACGUACUUGGUAUUAUGCGCUUUGCGCUGACGUUCAUUUAGAUACUGGAUUAACGAUACUCUCGUUUCAAGCCUGCGAACAAUAUUUCCUUCAGGAAGGCGAACAAAUGAUCAGUUUACAUGAUCCAGAAGCGGAAAGACGAUAUUUUACAUCUAUGUGGCUGUGUAUCAGAACUGAAGAAUGGGAAGCUGCAAAAGUAUGGAGCGGUAGAAAGGUUGAGAGCACUAAUAUAACGGAUGAACAUAUAGUAGCAGCAACAAUUACUUCGUUAAAGAAGCUUGAAGGUCUACUUAUUCUUUAUGUGCAUAAAUUAAAUAGUAGAAAUGCUGAUGCAGCUGUCACAAUGAUGGAGAUUAAAAGUAUAUUGAAAAAUGCAAAGAAAAUGAGCAAGAUUGUUGAAAUUGCAAUUCCUAGAUACAUGUUGCUGAAAGCAUAUUACUGGAUGAUAAGAUCACAAGUAAAUGUGGCAAUGAAACUUUUAAAAAAAUUACAGAGAGUAUGUCAAAAGAUGGAGAACAAAAUGAUUUACACGUGGGCACUACAUUGUGAAAAGGCUUGGUCAGGUGGAAUCUCUUCUGUACAUACAGAUAAAUGGAGAGAAAUCUCAGAGAAUAAAAUGUUAGAUAAAUGGGACGAAAUUAAUGCAAAUAAUUCAAAUAUGAUAAUUUUUACUUUUCCCCUACCAAAAUAUAUUCUUUAA
Messenger RNA from Heterotrigona itama, 4011 nucleotides. The record is from the annotation of a GenBank genome assembly. NCBI's taxonomy places the organism in Eukaryota, Metazoa, Arthropoda, Insecta, Hymenoptera, Apidae.